Manacus vitellinus (golden-collared manakin) is the source of this 741-nucleotide messenger RNA. Its product is annotated as olfactory receptor 14J1-like. Gene Ontology annotation, biological process: G protein-coupled receptor signaling pathway. The annotation marks the transcript as partial. Lineage: Eukaryota; Metazoa; Chordata; Aves; Passeriformes; Pipridae. Gene Ontology annotation, cellular component: membrane. The transcript has a single exon. The record is from RefSeq and is a predicted model, not a curated record. Gene Ontology annotation, molecular function: olfactory receptor activity; G protein-coupled receptor activity.
AUGGGCUUCUUCCUGCUCAACCUCUCCCUCACAGACCUGGGCUCCAUCUGCACCACUGUCCCCAAAGCCAUGCACAGUUCCCUAUGGGACACCACAACCAUCUCCUACACAGGAUGUGCUGCACAGGUAUUUUUCUUUGUCUUCUUCAUGGCAGCAGAGUAUUUCCUCCUCACCAUCAUGUGCUACGACCGCUACGUUGCCAUCUGCAAACCCCUGCACUACGGGACCCUCCUGGGCAGCAGAGCUUGUGCCCACAUGGCAGCAGCUGCCUGGGCCACUGGGUUUCUCACUGCUCUGCUGCACACAACCAACACAUUUUCUCUGCCCCUGUGCCAGGGCAAUGCCCUAGGCCAGUUCUUCUGUGAAAUCCCUGCCAUCCUGAAGCUCUCCUGCUCACACUCAGACUACCUCAGGGAAAUUGGGCUUCUUAUAAUAAGUUGUUUGUUAGGUUUUGGCUGUUUUGUUUUCAUUGUUUUCUCCUAUGUGCAGAUCUUCAGGGCUGUGCUGAGGAUCCCCUCUCAGCAGGGACGGCACAAAGCCUUUUCAACGUGCCUCCCUCACUUGGUCGUGGUCUCCCUGUUUCUCAGCACUGGCAUAUUUUCUGACCUGAAGCCCCCCUCCAUCUCCUCCCCAUCCCUGGAUAUGGUGGUAUCUGUUCUGUACUCGGUGGUGCCUCCAGCACUGAACCCCCUCAUCUACAGCCUGAGGAACCAGGAGCUCAAGGAUGCCAUAAGGAAAAUG